Aureobasidium vineae is the source of this 1536-nucleotide messenger RNA. NCBI's taxonomy places the organism in Eukaryota, Fungi, Ascomycota, Dothideomycetes, Dothideales, Saccotheciaceae. The record is from the annotation of a GenBank genome assembly.
AUGGGUGAAGCAGUGGUGGGCUUGAUCGGCAUGGGCGACAUGGGAAAGAUGUACGCUCGCCGGCUCAGUGAGGCCGGAUGGAGAGUACACGCCUGUGACCUCCCAGACAAGUAUGAUUCGUUGGUUGAGGAAUUCAAGGACAGCGUACGAAAUACCUUCCUGCCUAUACUGUAUAUAGCUCUUGCAAUGCACAACAUCUUGCUGAGGCUUUCAGCAGNNGAAAACGUAACGGUUUUCAAGAACGGCCACCACGUCUCGCGUAGCAGUGACUAUAUCAUCUACUCUGUUGAAGCAAAGAACAUUGACGCCGUCGUCGCCGCCUAUGGUCCAUGUCUGUCAAUUCCGUCUUCUGCUUCCCUUUCAUGCUAUUCGUCCUCUAUACUGACAUGUCUGGCUCCCAGCANNACCAAGAUGGGCGCUAUCGUCGGCGGUCAAACCUCCUGCAAAGCCNCCGAAAUGGCAGCAUUCGAAAAACAUCUGCCUUCAGACGUCGAAAUCGUUUCUUGUCACUCUUUGCACGGUCCCGGUGUAAACCCCAAAGGCCAGCCCUUGGUCCUCAUCCAACACCGCGCCUCGGACGCCAGCUACAACCUCGUUGCCGAAAUACUUUCUUGCUUUGAGAGCAAGCACGUCAAAUUGACCGCCGAAGCCCACGAUCGCAUUACUGCAGACACACAGGCCGUCACGCAUGCUGCUUUCUUGUCUAUGGGCACUGCAUGGGCAGCCAACAACCAGUUUCCCUGGGAAAUGCCUCGCUAUGUCGGUGGCAUUGAAAACGUCAAGAUCAACAUUACCCUCCGCAUCUAUGCCAACAAGUGGCACGUAUAUGCAGGUCUGGCCAUCCUGAACCCAGCUGCCAAACGCCAGAUCAAGCAAUACGCUGAAUCCGUGACCGAGCUGUUUAAACUGAUGCUAGGAGGUCAUAAGCAAGAGUUAAAGGAACGUAUCGAGUCAGCACGCAAAGCGGUCUUUGGCAACGCAGAUGGCAGCAAAGGACAUGAAUUGCUGCUUCAAGACGACUUGCUCGAUCAAUUCAGUCUGGGAGAGAAACCUGCUGCCAGCGAAAGAGUAAAGAAUAAUCAUCUGAGUCUGUUGGCUAUGGUGGAUUGUUGGUGGAAGCUGGGGAUUGUGCCUUAUGAUCAUAUGAUUUGCUCGACACCGGUAAGAUCUAUACUCCUUGUCCUCUUUGUUAGGGAAGAUGAUGAUACUGACGAGCAAAACAUAGNNCUCUUCCGUCUUUGGCUAGGCAUUACAGAAUACCUCUUCCGCAACCCCGAGCUGCUUGAAGAAGUCAUCGAUACCGCAAUCAACGACAACACUUUCCGCCGCGAUGACUUGGAGUUUACCUUUGCUGCUCGAGUAANNGACUGGUCCGAACGCGUCUCAUUCGGCAACAUGGACGGCUACCGCAGCAAAUUUGAAAAGAUACAGGCGUACUUUGCUCCGAGGUUCCCCGAGGCCACUCGUGUGGGUAACGAGAUGAUCAAAACUAUUGAGGAAAGCUUGAGACAGAGAAAGAGCAACGAAGGAAACUAG